AUACGAACAGAGAACAGAACAACUUCAACACGAGCGGCUGCUGGACGUGUGCGAAAGUAAAGCGCAUAGAGUGCGAAACGCAAGCGAGAAUAUAUAGAGAAAGGCUAAAGCGGGGCAUACACACAAACACACAAACACUCAAACACACACACACACCCACAUAAGUAGAAAUUAAUGAUACACAAAUAAGUUGAAUGCGAAAAAGCAAAAAAUUGAAAGCCUAACUCAAUAACAGUAAUUUAUAGUAAGGCUUGUUGUUUGGAUUGUGCGUAAAAAGGUUUUGCGAUUUUGUGCAACAAUAAAGUAGGUUAAAUACGAAAGCUUUUCGAAAAUUAAUUCUUUGGAGGUCGCUCGUAAAAGCGUUAUUUAGUAGUGAAAAAAGCGUUGCAGACGUCGGCUGCAUGUGUGUAUGCGGCGGGGCAGCAGUGAAAAAAUGCAGUGCAGCAGCAAAAACAAAAACGAAGCAAAGCAAAUGGCUUGAUAGGCGACUAAAUAUAUAAAAAUUUCAAUUCAAUUGAAAGAUAACCAAAAACGAACGUGAUAUUUUAUACCUGUGGCCUGUUUUUAAGCAUAGCCAAAAACACACUCACAAGGACACACUAGAACACACAUACACAAGCGACACACACGAACACACACGCAAACUAUAUAGCAAUAUAUGCCCAUUGAGUGCCUUAUAUCAUUUGAUAAUAAUCCACAAGGUGUCUACUAUGCCGGACAGGAGCUAUCUGGCGUUGUUGAUCUUAGCGUCGAUGCCACCAAGCGCAUUAAAGGCAUUCAUGUCACCGUCAGCGGUUAUGCCAAGAUACGCUGGAUAAAAAAGGGAUAUCCGCGGGACAGCGAACGCGCCAUGUGCCGUGCCUAUCGAUCGUAUCUAUCAUCGAGAUCGUAUGUCCUUGGCUCGUGUGCGGGCAACUCGUGCAUCGAUUGGCUGGCCGGCGAAUAUUCGUACACGUUUCAUGUCAUACUGCCCGACAAUCUGCCCACAUCCUUUGAUGGCAAAUAUGGCCAGAUACAUUAUGAGAUUAUAACGACGAUCGAACGAUCGGGUCGCUACCCGAAGGUGUUUAAGCUGCCAUUUACCGUGAUACAACCGUUGGAUCUGAAUGCAGAUGCUAUUUACAGGGUGCCGCUGGAGAUACUCGAUCGCAAGCGCUUCUGGAGCUUUUGCUGCCCAACCGGGCCACUGACGGUCAAAUUUUCAACACCCUAUUGCGGCUAUGCGCCCGGCCAGAAGAUACAUUUUGUGCUGUACAUCAACAACGAGUCGUCGAUCGAUAUAACCGAAUGCGAAGUUAAGCUGAAGCAGGAGGUUAGCUAUGAAUCGCACGAUCCGCAGCACGAGUAUCGCUACGAUAAGCAUCUGAUAGCUUUAAAGCAGUUCGGCAACGUGUUGCGCUGGUCGAGAAAAGUCUACAGGGGAUAUUUGGAUCUGCCCUCGAUACCGCCGACAUCGGUGAAGCCGACCUGCCCCAUUAGCGUUAACUAUUCGAUUAAGAUCAUUGUGAAUCCAACCGAAUUCCAUUGGAAGCUGAAACUCAAAAUACCGCUGACCAUCGGCAGCAUACCCAUCAUGGAUGGACCCGAUGCCCUGAUGCGUUUCAAUCGACGGCAGCAGCAGCAUCAAGUAGUUAGCCAACAUUUUCAAAUGUCAACGCAGCAGAACCAAAGGCAACCACCACAGCAGCGAAGCCAACCAAACAGCAGCAGCAGUGGCAACAACAACAUCAACAGCAACAAUCAGGCAACACAGGCCAUGCAACGCUCGGGUGCAACACUGCCGGCCCAAACGAGUCCUUCAUCAACGCCAACGACUGCCGCCCUGAGGCCCAUGGCCGCCAUGCCAGCAAUAUUAGUGACCAGCGAUAGCGAUAGUCCCCCAGAUUAUAUACCCAUGAUGCCGCCCUCGUACGAAGAUGCCAUGGCUCUGAGCGAAAAAUUUAGCGAUGAUAUUGAAUUCCUCACAAAUGUUAGCAUGAGCAGCAUUAUGUCCGCUCAGGGCGAUGUAACAAGUGAGCGUGAGCCCUUUAAACCGCGUUACCCGGUCUAUUACGAUUAUGAGACACCGACCAUACCGCCCGAGACUCUCUACAGUGAAACCUCGAAUACACAACUUCGCUGUGGAGUGCAGCAGGAAGGGGUCUUGGCAACGGAUGCAAAUGGACCGAAUACCCAAGGAACUGCUGAGCCAUUGAACUAUGAGAAGAAAUAAUUGAAGA
Messenger RNA from Drosophila montana, 2219 nucleotides. Its product is annotated as arrestin domain-containing protein 17. Gene Ontology annotation, cellular component: cytoplasm. Gene Ontology annotation, biological process: protein transport. The coding region runs from base 659 to 2212 and encodes 517 amino acids. The record is from RefSeq and is a predicted model, not a curated record. Lineage: Eukaryota; Metazoa; Arthropoda; Insecta; Diptera; Drosophilidae. The transcript has 5 exons.